UCAAAGGAAACCUCAGCCUUUAAACAGACUUCUUCUUUUGAGUUAAGUAUUUUAUAUUGGGAAAUUUACAGUCCCACCAGAAUAGUAAGACUGAUGUUUCAUCUCAAGUACUCCUGAAUAUAUUCUUUAUUCAUAGAAAUAUACCCUGGAAACAAAAUAUAAGAGAUAGAUAUCUGUUCCUCCCAAAUCCUAGAUAACAAGAUAGUUAACACACAAUGGAGGAAGAAGAACUUCAAAAUAAAUAAAGGAGCCAGCAUUUCCAGCUAAUCCUGUGGGUCAUUGCUCUUGUUUUCAUCUCAGUUCUCAGUGCCUGCUUUAUUGCAAAUUGUUUGGUGACUCGUGACAACUUUCUACACUGCGAGCAAAGCAUGAGGAUGUUCACAUUACCAGGGCACCACGCAAAGCUGACGUGCAUCGAAGAAAAAUCAGAACUGAAAGGGGCCACCUGGAACUGUUGUCCUAUUGGCUGGAGAGUCUUCCAGUCCAACUGCUAUUUUCCUUUUAAUGACAACAAGACGUGGGCAGAGAGUGAAAGGAACUGUGCAGGGCUGGGGGCUCACCUGGCCACCAUCAAUACAGAAGCUGAGCAGAACUUCAUUAUCCAGUAUUUGGAUAGACAAUUUUCAUAUUUCCUGGGACUUUCAUGUCAGAACCCAGAAGGCCAGUGGCAAUGGGUGGACAGGACGCCAUUUAACCCACAUAUGGUAUUAUAGCAUAUGGGUGGACUCAACAACCAACAGAAAGAAAAAUGUGUUGUUCUUGUUAAUGACCAAGACAAAUGGGCCUGGAAUAAUAUUUCUUGUAAAGUUGGGGCAAGCAGGAUUUGUAAGAAACCCAGAAGAGUACUCACCUGAAAGUUAUGAAGGAGUUCUCAUGAUGAGGACAGAAAAAAAGAACCCAUUAGACCAGGGCAGAAUGUACAUGCCUCAUUAGAAUAAAGAAAACAUGCUAGAUCAUA
This is a messenger RNA of Phyllostomus discolor (pale spear-nosed bat), 958 nucleotides long. It is a transcript of the gene CLEC4D, whose product is annotated as C-type lectin domain family 4 member D. The record is from RefSeq and is a predicted model, not a curated record. The coding region runs from base 369 to 713 and encodes 114 amino acids. The transcript is spliced from 6 exons. NCBI's taxonomy places the organism in Eukaryota, Metazoa, Chordata, Mammalia, Chiroptera, Phyllostomidae.